Molecule: messenger RNA, 3710 nt
Organism: Falco peregrinus (peregrine falcon)
Lineage: Eukaryota; Metazoa; Chordata; Aves; Falconiformes; Falconidae
Gene: SLC39A3
Product: solute carrier family 39 member 3
Exons: 4
Coding region: 386-1333 (315 amino acids)
Biological process (GO): zinc ion transmembrane transport
Cellular component (GO): plasma membrane
Molecular function (GO): zinc ion transmembrane transporter activity
Source: RefSeq, a predicted model, not a curated record
GGGGCGGUGUGUGGGGGGUUGCCUGGACGGGCCGCGAGCGGAGCCGGCGUAGGGCUGUCUUGCUUUACAUAACAUUUUCCAUUACUUGAACAUUUCACUAUGGGCCACUAAGCCAAGCGGUACCUGUCUUGAGUCAAUUCUUUAUCACAGAAGUUCACAGGCUGGUGAAAUAGUCCAGACGUUGUCGGCACUGGCUCCUGAACGUCAGGCUGUCAGAAAGAGCCAGCGAAGAGAACCACAAGGUACUGAGCCCUGGGAGCACCUUUUCUUUCAGGUCUGUCUGUGCCAUUGCCUGCUGAUGUACCCGCUCUAACGGCAGGUGGAGGGACCCCCACCAGCUGCCAUCUGCAGGACCCUUGGCAGGGAGCCUUCACCAGGAAGCACAAUGAAGAUUGUGGUGGCCAAAGUGCUGUGUCUGCUGGGCAUCUGUGUCCUCAUGCUGGCUGGGUCCCUCCUCCCCGUCAAGAUAAUUGAGGCCGAUUAUGAGAAAGCCUAUCGGUCCAGGAAGGUCCUUGCCCUCUGCAAUUCUUUUGGAGGAGGGGUCUUCCUGGCUACCUGCUUCAACACCUUGCUGCCUGCUGUGAGAGAAAAGCUUGACGAAGUUCUUAGGCAGGGGAACGUGACCACAGACUACCCGGUGGCUGAGACCAUCAUGAUGGUUGGCUUCUUUGUGACAGUCUUUGUGGAGCAGCUCGUCUUGACCUUCCAGAAGGAAAAGCCUUCCUUCAUUGAUUUGGAGACCUUCAAUGCCGGUUCAGAUGUGGGGAGCGACUCUGAAUACGAGAGUCCCUUCAUCGCAUCUUCCCGAGGGCGCACGGUGUACAGUGAACAUGGUCACCACUCCCACAGCCACGGCUUGAAUAUCCACGAGCUUUCCCGCUCGAGCCCCUUACGGCUCAUCGGGCUGGUGUUUGCUUUGUGUACACACUCCAUCUUCGAGGGACUGGCCCUGGGCUUGCAGGAGGAGGGCGGCAAAAUCAUGAGCUUGUUCCUAGGAGUUGCCAUUCAUGAGACACUGGUAGCAGUGGCAUUGGGCAUCAGCAUGGCUAAGACCUCGUUGCCACUGAAGGAUGCCGUGAAGAUGGCUGUGACAGUAAGCCUGAUGAUUCCUCUGGGCAUUAGCAUUGGGAUGGGGAUUGAGAGCACCCAAAAUGCAGCCAGCAGCAUUACUUCCCUGCUCCUGCAAGGCAUUGCAGGGGGCACUUUCUUGUUCAUUACCUUCUUUGAGAUCCUUGCAAAGGAGCUGGAAGACAAGAGUGACCGUCUCUUGAAGGUUCUUUUCCUGGUGCUGGGCUACACGGCUCUGGCUGGGCUGGUCUUCUUCAAGUGGUGAACAGGAGAGCAAUGGGAAGCAAACCUCACCUCCUUCCCUUGCAAACAGCACUGGAGAUGAGCUGCCUCUUCAGCCAAGGGGGAUGCUGAAGUUCUACAGCCCAGUGAAACAUCAUGGUCCAGGUGGUAUUUCCAUAUUGACCUGAAGAAGGAGAAUUUUCCUGUGUGCUUAGAGGGAGAUAAAAACAAGGAGUGUCCCAGUGUAGGUGUCGCAAGGUAUUGUCCCUGCCCGUUGGAUCUGCAGGCGCAGCAGCUUGUGCGGAGAUUAGUCGACGCAAACAUUAAGAAUCUGGCUCUGAGGCUGCCUUCAAAGAGCUCAGCAAGCAUGUGGUUUCCUGUUCAUCUGCACAGCCCCCUCCCUCCCUCCCCUCACACUCACUGCAGAGACUGUGGCUCAGAGUCUGGCUUCCUUCGCUCUCAGGCUCCCAGAAGGUGAGAAACAAUAACAGAAACAAAGUCAAAAGCAGGUGGGAUCAGGGAUUGCACAGCUGCACUAAGCUGCUUUUGCUAGCUUAGUUUUGAGCAAAACCUGGUUGUAAUAGCUCCCAAAAAUAACAUCCCUUCUGGGUCUGUUGGAGUGUCUGGUGCCACAGCUCCCCCCCCUGCCGAGCAGAGCUGCCAUUUUAACCCACAAGCAGCUCUGGGAGCUUUUGUUUCUCAGUGAUUAACAGCAGCAACGAGGCUGGGCCGGGCCCCUGUCCCAGGCUUGGUUCUCUGCAUCUCAUCCAUAUGUUGAUCAUUCCCUAAAGAAAACCUCCAGCAGCGUGUUAAUGCAUCGUUUAAAAAUCCUCACGUCCCUGCCUGAAGGCCCUUCCGCAGCGCUCGCAGAGCCCGGGAUCCAUUAGUUUGUAAGAAACGGGCAGCAGCAAUUUCCAGCAUAAAUAUUUUAGGGUAAGCGCUUGUGUUUUAAAUGGUUUGCAGUGAAACGGGUUUAGCAGUCCCUGUCAGGGCUGCUCCCAGAGCCUCCACACUCGCUGUCGGCAGCGCUGCUUACAGAGGCUCGGCAUGGCACUUGGUCCGUGUUUUCAAAGGAGAGAAAUCUCUUCCCUGGGGUUUUAUGAGGUUGUGGAAGGGCUGAUUAGAGCUGCUUGCAAUCUGACUGCACAUGAACAGAUCUCUCCAUGUCUCCAGAGUGCGGCCCCUGGGGAAGCUCAGCCCACCCUGGAUCCUGUUGUGAUCCUUUGGAUUUACCCUCCCAGGCGAGGAGCUUGGAUCAGAGGCUGGAGCCAGGAACCUGCCCUCCCCAAUGCCUCCUGCCAGCCUCUUGCAGGAGAUGCAUUUUAAUUAGACGUAGCCUUCGCUGCUGCAGCAGCUUCCACAGGCAAGAGGAAAGCUUUUGGAAGCGCUGAUGGAAUUAUAACGAUGUAGAGUGGGAUUAGCCUUGGUGCAGUCCCUGUUAGCAUGAUCCAAAGUGGGAAGAAGGAUGGGUGAGACUGUGAAGCAGCAUCUUGGAGCCAGUGGUUGGCACAGCUGCAGCAUAUGGAGGCUGAUGAGGAUCAUCCAACAGUUCCUGGUGCUCGCUAUUUUAUUUGCUGCAACAUACCAAAGUCAAUUAAUCUUGCUUAGAAAAACCUGGAGUGGAAGGGAGGGGGUGGGAGGGUUAUUUUAGGCCUCAGAUGACACAAAUUAGCAGGGCCUGAUGAGAAUGUGAUUUGCCUCGACUUGGUAAACCUCUGUGUGUUAUUUAGCUUUGCACAGGCAGCUCAUGCAGGGCAACGUGGCUCCCAUCGGGUGUUUUUCCAUGCUGGUGGUUGUCCCAGGGAGGUGGGAUGGCACCAAGUGUCCCUUUCCAGGCACAGCCCCCGUGUUCCUGCCUGUGGCUCUUGGUUUCUUCAGCCCACACGCUUUUUUUGUAGGUGUUUUUCCUGGUAUUUGGGUAAAUGUGAGCACUGGGCAAAGGCAGGACCCUGAGGUCGUGGUGGAUCCUGCAGCCUCCUCCCCCAUCUCAUCUUCCUCAUCCUUCCUCCCACCUGGCCCCCAUCUGCAACACAGGGGCUGAUGUCCUGAAGCCAAGGGAAGCUGUUGAUGCAAGGAGAUUUCUUAACCAGUGCCCGAGAGAUCAGUGGGGAUCUGCUAACGUGAGCAGGGAUCAGGGAUCUGUCUGUGCUCAGCCUGACAGCAGGGUGGGCAGGAUGGAGCCUCCGUUUUACACCCUCUCUUCUUUCUGCUGGUGGCACUGGGCGUCAGGGCUGCCCAGGGGAGCGGGGAGGGGGGCUAUGAAGUGCCAGGAGACACUGAACUGUCACCGGAGCUGUGCUCCCUGGUGCCUGGCGAGGGUUUAUUCACUGGUGAGCGGCAGAGCCCAGCGCUCUGGGGUUGGUUUGGGAGCGGUGAAGGAUGAGCCCAAUCUGCUGCUCCCAAUAAAGGCUCUGCCCUUC